Molecule: messenger RNA, 720 nt
Organism: Sinocyclocheilus anshuiensis
Lineage: Eukaryota; Metazoa; Chordata; Actinopteri; Cypriniformes; Cyprinidae
Product: ribonucleoside-diphosphate reductase large subunit-like
Exons: 7
Biological process (GO): deoxyribonucleotide biosynthetic process
Cellular component (GO): ribonucleoside-diphosphate reductase complex
Molecular function (GO): ATP binding; ribonucleoside-diphosphate reductase activity, thioredoxin disulfide as acceptor
Source: RefSeq, a predicted model, not a curated record
ACAUUGGAGCGCUCAUACCUGCUGAAGAUCAAUGGAAAGGUUGCUGAGCGGCCACAACACAUGCUGAUGAGAGUGUCUGUGGGAAUCCAUAAGGAGGACAUUGCGGCAGCUAUAGAAACCUACAACCUGCUGUCUGAGAAGUGGUUCACUCAUGCUUCUCCUACACUCUUCAACGCUGGCACCAACCGGCCACAGCUCUCCAGUUGCUUCCUGCUUGCUAUGAAGGAUGACAGUAUUGAGGGGAUCUAUGACACCCUGAAGCAGUGCGCCCUCAUUUCUAAGUCUGCGGGAGGUAUCGGGGUGGCAGUGAGCUGCAUUAGAGCCACUGGCAGCUACAUUGCAGGGACAAAUGGCAACUCAAAUGGCCUGGUUCCUAUGCUCCGUGUCUACAACAACACAGCACGCUAUGUGGACCAAGGAGGAAAUAAGAGACCAGGAGCUUUUGCCAUGUACCUGGAGCCCUGGCAUUUUGACAUUUUCGACUUCCUAGAGCUUAAAAAGAACACUGGUAAAGAGGAACAGAGAGCUAGAGAUCUGUUUUACGCCCUCUGGAUCCCUGAUCUCUUCAUGAAGCGAGUGGAGACCAAUGCGGACUGGUCUCUGAUGUGCCCCAGUGACUGUCCCGGGCUGGAUGAGUGCUGGGGAGAGGAAUUUGAGAAGCUCUACAUAAAAUAUGAGCAGGAGGGCAGAGCUAAGCGUGUGGUGAAGGCUCAGCAGCUG